Molecule: messenger RNA, 3855 nt
Organism: Magnolia sinica
Lineage: Eukaryota; Viridiplantae; Streptophyta; Magnoliopsida; Magnoliales; Magnoliaceae
Product: protein TRANSPORT INHIBITOR RESPONSE 1-like
Exons: 4
Coding region: 1004-2773 (589 amino acids)
Biological process (GO): SCF-dependent proteasomal ubiquitin-dependent protein catabolic process
Cellular component (GO): SCF ubiquitin ligase complex
Molecular function (GO): protein binding
Source: RefSeq, a predicted model, not a curated record
UCUCUUCUUAUAAACGCGAAAUCACAUGCGUUUUUCCCUCUUCAGAGAGAGAGUGAGUGAGAGAUUCGUUAAUGGCAGUAGAUCUUGAGCAAGAUCUAACCUCUUAGAAGAAAAACCCUAAUUUUCAAUCCAUCUUUUCCUUUUCAGAGGCGAGAGAGAGCGACUUCCAUGGUGAGAUCUACCUCCUCUUUUAUAGGGUUUUGAGAUCUUGCUCUUUUUCGUUUCUCCUCAGUAGCUCCAUCUCUCCUUUCCACGCCAGAUUUCUAUCUCCGGAAUUCUUUUACAUGCCAGAUCGAUCGGUCUCUUCUCUUUCUUAGGGUUUGCGAGAAGCUUCUUGGUUUAAGUGGGGAAAAGGGGGUUUUUUUUUUCUGGAAAUUGGCUGUUGCUCAUAUGGUUUUUUAUCUGAAUGUUUCGACUUUUUCUGCCAUUUUCGGAUUUUGAUGGAAUCUCUAGUUGUCUUAGCGGAUGGAUCUGAUCGGUGCUGUUAUCUGAACAACGGGGUUUUUGGCGAAUUUUGAAAUACUUUUAGGUUUUUUUUUAAAAAAAAUUGAAAAAAGUCUGUUAUUGUCCUGCGAGUUUUCUGAUUUUAAAGGAAAUUGCAGUUUUAGUAGCGGAUAGAUCUGUUUUGUACUUUUUCGAAGAGAUUGUGUUCUUCUGUUUGGUAAAAAAGGAUUUUUUUUUUCUUUCAGUUGUAGGGGCCUUUUUACAAAAAUCCUUUUUUUUUCCUUUUGUUUUCUGGUGUUUUUGGAGAGAGUGUUUUCUUUUGUAUGGUGAGAAUGGGCUUAUUGCAAAUUUCCAGUUUCUAGUAGUGUUGUUUGGCAAAAAUCCGAUUUUUUUUUUUCUUGCUAGUUUCUACAUUUGUAGGACACUGCAUUUUCGUGGCGGAUCUCUACAAAUUCUUCCAACCGCAUUUGAUUUUCUUCACUUGACUUCUUCAAAAGCAGAGAUCUUCCUUCAAAUACAAGCUCAAAAGAAAUUUUUUUUUUUUUCCCUUCUUUCUGCAAUGGCGGCGUCUAAGAGGAAAAUGCAGUCUGUGGAAGCGGACAGCUGCGUUGAGAAUCGCAUUUCUUCCUUUCCAGAUGAGGUUUUAGAACGGGUUCUUGUUUUCGUGAAAUCGCACAAGGAUAGGAGCUCUGUCUCGUUAGUCUGCAAGGACUGGUAUAGCGCCGAUUGCUGGAGCCGGACCCAUGUCUUCAUUGGGAACUGCUACUCAGUCUCCCCGGAGAUCCUUGUCCGCCGAUUCCCCAACAUCCGGAGCGUUACCCUGAAAGGGAAGCCCCGUUUCUCCGACUUCAAUCUGGUCCCUCCUAAUUGGGGUGCCGAUAUCCAUUCCUGGCUUGUUGUGUUUGCCUCGGCCUACCCGUUUCUGGAGGAGCUCCGGUUGAAGAGGAUGGCAGUUAGUGAUGAGAGCUUGGAGUACCUGGCACGGUCGUUUGGGAACUUCCGUGCGCUCUCCCUCGUGAGCUGUGAUGGUUUCAGCACUGAUGGGCUUGCAGCCAUUGCAACCCAUUGCAGGAAUUUGACUGAGCUGGACAUACAGGAGAAUGGGAUUGAUGAUCUUGGGGGCAGCUGGCUAAGUUGCUUCCCUGAAAGCUUCGCAUCUUUGGAAGCACUGAAUUUUGCUAAUUUGAGCAGUGAAGUGAGUUUCGAUGCUCUAGAGCGGCUCGUUACCAGGUGCAAGUCACUGAAGGUCCUGAAAGUUAAUAAGAAUGUUACACUCGAACAGUUACAGAGGCUGCUUGUGAGAGCUCCUCAACUGACAGAGCUCGGAACAGGCUCAUUUUCACAAGAGCUCAUGCCUCGGCAGAAUGCAGAACUUGAAAGUGUGUUUAGCCACUGCAAAAACCUACACACACUUUCGGGUUUAUGGGAAGUCAGUGCCCUAUAUCUACAGGCAUUAUAUCCAGCCUGCACAAAUCUGACUUUCUUGAAUCUGAGCUAUGCUGCUCUGCAAAGUGCUCAACUGGCUAAGCUUUUGUCAAGCUGCCCACAUCUUCGACGUCUGUGGGUUCUGGACACUGUAGAGGAUAAAGGUUUGGAGGCUGUGGGAUCCAGCUGCCCCUUGCUCGAAGAGCUCCGUGUCUUCCCAGCGGACCCUUAUGAUCAGGAUGCGAUCGGAGGUGGCGGCGGGGUGACAGAAUCUGGUUUUGUUGCUGUCUCUCGUGGCUGCCGAAACCUCCACUAUGUCCUCUACUUCUGCCGCCAGAUGACGAAUGCAGCCGUGGAGACGGUGGUCCGCAACUGCCCUGACUUCACCCACUUCCGCCUCUGUAUCAUGAACCCAUGCCAGCCUGACUACCAUACCAAUGAGCCCAUGGAUGAGGCCUUUGGUGCGGUCGUGAAGGCAUGUGCCAAACUCCAGCGGCUUGCCAUCUCAGGCCUCUUGACGGACCGCGUGUUUGAGUACAUUGGUAAAUACGCUAAGAACCUUGAGACACUCUCAGUCGCCUUCGCGGGAAGCAGUGACCGGGGCAUGCAGUACGUGCUUGAGGGCUGCCCGAAGUUGCGGAAGCUGGAGAUAAGGGACUGCCCAUUUGGGAAUGCAGCACUACUCUCAGGGCUGGAGAGGUAUGAGUCGAUGAGAUCGCUGUGGAUGUCGGCCUGCCAUGUGACAAUGAAUGGGUGUAGGCUUUUGGCAAGGGAUAUGCCAAGGUUGAAUGUGGAGGUGAUCAAGGAAGAUGAAAACGAUGAUACACGGGCUGAGAAGGUUUAUGUAUACCGGUCGGUCGCUGGGCCAAGGAGGGAUGCCCCGCCUUUUGUCCUCACCCUCUGAAAAUUGGAAAGCUCGGUUUCGCAGCUGAAGGCUGAAGUGUGGGAAUUCCAUAUACAUUCCCUGAAAGUGGACGAUGGAAGAAAAGAAAACAAGAAAAGGAACAUGGGGUCUGCGAAACAUGAAACAUUUUCCCUUUAUCAAAGUUUCUCUCCUUUACAAAGCAGCAAACCGAGAAGAACAAAAUUCAGGCCUCCACUGCCUCCAUAGCGUGGAAUGGACCCAUAUUGGCCUCGGGACCCAGAGCCACGCCCUUAAAGAGCAUGAUCGCCAAGCUGCCAAUGCAGAAGUAGAUGAAGCACCCGCAGCAGUGUGUGACGAAGGAUCCAAAAUCUGUCCCCACAAUGCAUUGCCACCCCGGCCCAUAUGCCUGAUCAAAUUCCUGCAAGAAAAAGAAGACUCAAAGUGUGAUUUUUAUGGCUUACCAAUACACUGCAUUGUACAUGGGCGACAACAUGCAUGUUGACGUACCUUCUUGAUGUAGCAGGCAAUGUUGGUGGAGUCGGUAAUAUCAAAGGCAUCGAGGGCCUUGGCAGUGACAUGGAGGGCGUGCUGCUGCAUGGUCUGCAGCAUGUCGGUCUCGCUGAUGACUGCCUUGCCUUCCAGCAUUGUGAGAUUUCGAGGCGGGAGAGGGGGCGUUUGAAGGGGCCGAAAUUGAGAAGGGAAUGUACUUGAUUUGGGCGGGAGACUUUGAGGGGUGGUGGUGAUUAUAUUGACCGGAGAAUAAAGGAGUGGGUGUUCGUGGCCAUCAACUGAUGCUGAGGGAAUAUGCCAGGUCGAUCAAGGACGGAACAAUGUCUGUGCGGGCACACGACGUGGAUGUGGUCGAUGGGUUCCGUGGUCGAGGUGGAUGCAUGCGUCGGAAUGCCUGUGGUCCCUUCCUCUGGGUGUGGUCACCUGUGUGACGGUGGAUGAGGAGCGUCCUCUAUUUCCUAUCCGUUGUAUCUUUACCCCAAUGAUUGUUUUGUCGCGGCCGUCACGUUGCAUCCUGACCACAGAUUCCCUCUUGUCAAUCUGGCCACGGAAAUUCUCUGAUGGUGGUUGGUUUGUUGUAUUUUUCAAUAAAAGGGGAGAGGUUUGGAGAA